Molecule: messenger RNA, 1743 nt
Organism: Schistosoma guineensis
Lineage: Eukaryota; Metazoa; Platyhelminthes; Trematoda; Strigeidida; Schistosomatidae
Source: the annotation of a GenBank genome assembly
AUGAAUCAUUUACAAAAUGGCUCUCCAGCAUUAGAUAUGAAAAGAAUUGAAGCUGCAAAAGCUAAUCGUCAGUUGCAGCUUGAAAACUGGAGGAAUUAUGAGCGACAGAUGCAGACAUCAGAUAAACAUCCAAAAAAAAUUCGUCCUCGUAAAUCACAUCAUUUAAACGUGAAAUUUACCGAUAACUGCGUUCUACUUGAUGCUACUCUCCGUGGAGAUUGUGAGGAAGUUGAAUAUUUGCUUUCACAUGGAAUAAAUCCAAAUAUAUCUAAUGUCGACGGACUGACAGCUUUACAUCAAGCAUGUAUAGAUAAUGAUAGUAUUUUAUGCAAUCUUUUGCUUAACUAUGGUGCAAAUGUGAAUGCCCGCGAUGCAGAUCUGUGGACACCUUUGCAUGCUGCUUCUACAUGUGGUUAUUUACAAAUCUGUCAGUUGUUAAUCAAACGCGGUGCAGAUUUGAAAGCUUGCAAUGCCGAUGGAUUAAUUCCCUAUGAUAUAUGUGAUGAUGAAAAAACGUCGGAUUUUCUUCAAAGUCAAAUGCAUAAGUUUGGUAUAUCACCUGAAGAUAUCGAAGAAGCUCGUUCUGCACCAGAAAUGAAAAUGCUCUCAGAUCUCAAAGCAGCGCGUUUAAAAAGAUACAAUUUAAACAUACUAGACGCACAAGGUGCUGCUCCAAUUCAUGUUGCUGCAGCUUGUGGAUAUUGUGAGGUCGGCCUCUUUUUACUCCAGUCUGGUGUAGAUCCUAACAGUUUAGACGCAGAUGGAUGGACACCUUCUCAUGUUGCUGCUUGCUGGGGUGAACUGGAAAUGAUCAGGUUACUUGUGUCCCAUGGAGGUGAUCUUACUAUACCAACGCCAGAUGGUAGGACAGCAUUCACAAUAUGCGAUAAUGACGAAACUCAUGAUGAAGUCUGCACAAUUUGGAAUAUGAGAGAAAAACUUAGAUCAUGUGCCAAAUUAAUGGAUUCAAAUGCUUCUGUCAAACCUUUUCGACGCAGAAGAAGUGGAUCUUUAAUUCAUCGGAGCUCACUCAGAGAUAAGUCAAAUUUAUCAAGACGUGAAGCGAAAGAAGAAGCUCAGUUUGCUCACUCAUCUUCAAUAUGUUUAACUGAUGUACCAUCUGGUUACGAAAAAGAUGACCGAACCCGACAUGAAAAUUUCGACAUUAUUUCGGGCGAUAGAAAUAUUUUGCACACUUCUGCCGUUUUCAAAAACAGUAAUCUAACUGGUUCACCGAAACCAAGAAAACAAAAGUCACUAACAUCUAAUCAAAUUGAUGACAGAAAACGUGAUUCACGUUUUUCUGUUCCAUUGAAUUCAGAUGAUUGUGAAUGCACAUCAGAAGAAUACACACAUUCUGUUGAUAAUACUAUGCGUAAUUCUCAGAUAAAGGAAUUGAAAGUUCGAAAUGAUUUCCCCAAUCAACGGGAGAUUACAAUUUUAUCUACUCCUGACACUGAUUUAAAGAGUAAAUAUACUAAUGGUCAAACAACAACCAUGGAAAAACGUGGUCAUAUUGAAUCAAUGUGCUCUUCUAAUGAUUCUAACUCAAUCAUUCAGUCAAAUAGUUUGAAAUAUCUGACAGACAGAGAAGUUCAUAUUAAUAGUACGAAUUAUCCAUACAAGAACACUUUCUCUAGCGAACUGUCAUUACCGCAAUAUAUUGAUCAAGAUAGAAUAACUGACAAUUCUCAGCAUUCCUUCAUUCGUCAAGAAUGUUGUCGAAGAUGUACAAUACUAUAG